AACUUUGAUUGAUUGAGAAAUAUGUCUGAUCAUUUAAAAUAUUGUAAUAUUAGUGAUUCAUCUGUUGAAAUCAAUACAGAAGAUUAUACUGACAUUAAUAUUGAAGAAAAGAAGGGUGAUGAGCUUCUCAUCGAAUUAUACAGAGAACGUACAUUUUUAUACGAUAAAAGUAAUAUUAACUUUAAAGAUUGUUUAAUGAAGCAAAAUGCUUGGCUUGAGAUAUCUAAAAUAAUGACUCAAAUUUGUGGUGACAUGUAUAAUCCUUCGUACUGCCAAAAAAGGUGUACCACAUUAAGAGACCAAUACAAUAGAGAAAAAGAAAGAUUGAAAUUGAAUCCAAAAGUGGAAGUGGUGCUACUAAG
Messenger RNA from Trachymyrmex cornetzi, 362 nucleotides. RefSeq lists its product as uncharacterized. The transcript is spliced from 2 exons. The annotation marks the transcript as partial. NCBI's taxonomy places the organism in Eukaryota, Metazoa, Arthropoda, Insecta, Hymenoptera, Formicidae. Gene Ontology annotation, cellular component: transcription regulator complex; nucleus. Gene Ontology annotation, biological process: regulation of transcription by RNA polymerase II. The record is from RefSeq and is a predicted model, not a curated record.